This is a messenger RNA of Blepharisma stoltei, 761 nucleotides long. NCBI's taxonomy places the organism in Eukaryota, Ciliophora, Heterotrichea, Heterotrichida, Blepharismidae. The record is from the annotation of a GenBank genome assembly.
AUGCAAUCUGAAGGUAAGAUUUAUUUAGUUCCUCGAAAUUUCAGGCUUCUUGGAGAGCUCGAAAAAGGAGAGAAAGGGGUUGGAGAUGGGAAUGUGAGCUAUGGCUUAGAAGUGGCCGAUGACAUCACCUUGUCUUCUUGGAUCGGAAUGAUCCAAGGUCCUCCUGGAACAGUUCAUGAAAACAGGCUAUAUAAUAUUAGAAUAUUCUGUGGGCCUAGAUAUCCUCAAGAAGCUCCUCAAGUGACUUUUAUCACCAAAAUUAAUAUGAAUGGAGUCAAUGCACGUGGUGCAGUUGACAGAAAUGUUUUUAGAGUGCUUGGAGCAUGAAAUUCAAGCUUCACAAUAGAAUCCAUACUUGUUGAAAUUCGUAAUGAAAUGGCAGCUGACAGAAAUAAACGCCUUGCACAGCCAAAUGAAUUCGAAAACUACUAACUACCCCUCCAUGAGGGAACAAAAACCAUUGAACAAAUCUUAUUUUUUGGGUAAAAAAACCAGCGAACAAAAAAUCACAAUUUUUUAUGAAAAAUUAUUUUGAUUUAUAAUUAAUGAUUAUAAUAAUAAUGAAAUCUAAAGCCAAUUUUAUUUAUUACAAAGCAAUUUGCAUUAUAAAAACAUAGAUUUUACAUGCUAAUUUAAUGUUUACUUUAUUAUAUUUUUUUAAGUUGGGAUUUUUCGAAAAAAAUAAAACUUUUUAUUAAAAAAUUAACCCCUUCGUUAACGAACAAAAUUUUUUGUUCACAGACGGAGAAGGUGCGAAGUAA